AGCGAUUUUCAAUCUUCCCGAAUUUUCAGUCGCGUGACGUCCGUCGGAAAAUGUGAGACGCUGAAAGUUUCGUCGGAAAAUGCGAUCGGGGCGUCGAUUCACUCGCGAGCGGUGUGCGCCUCGAGAUGUUCGUCGAUCUCCUGAUUCUUUUGGUCGCGCUCAGCGUCGCGACGCCGGCGCCGGCGUCUUCCUCCGCCGAGGGGCUUGCGGAUUUCGCGCUUCAGGAUUACCCACCCAUCUGUGACAGUCGCGUGUACUGCUCUGGCGAUGUGCUGCACGACAUCCAGCUGGCGGGGCUGUUCAAGGACUCCAAGUCCUUCGUCGACCUGAAGCUGAAGGUGCCCGAAGAGGAGCUGCUGGUGGAGUUCGACGCGCUGAAGGAGCGCAGUAACGGGACCCUCAGCAAGGACCAGAUCUCGCAGUUCGUCCAGGAUCACUUCGAACAGGGCCGAGAACUCGAAUCCUGGGCGCCCCCCGAUUUCACCGAGAACCCAUCCAUUCUCAAAAAAAUCCGCGAUCCUCAGUAUCGAGUUUGGGCACAGGAGCUGAACAUGAUCUGGCGGACACUGGCGCGUAAAGUGAAAGAGGACGUCCGCGAACACCCAGACCUCUACUCGCAGAUCUACCUGCCGAACGGCCUGGUAGUCCCGGGCGGCCGCUUCAAGGAGAUCUACUACUGGGACACCUACUGGAUCGUCUACGGACUCCUCGUGUGCGACAUGCACGACACCGCCCGCGGCAUGAUCGAGAACCUCCUGAGCCUGGUGGCCCGCUUCGGGUACGUGCCCAACGGGAGCCGGAAGUACUACUUCAUGCGCUCCCAGCCGCCUCUGCUCAUACCCAUGGCCGACGCCUUCCUCCGCUUCAACCAGACCCAGGGGAUGAAGCUGAUCAGCGACUACUUCGAGAUCUUCGAGGAGGAAUUCCUGUUUUGGCUCCGACACAAGAUGGUAGAAAUUGAACAAAAUGGACAAAAAUACUACCUCGCCCAUUUCACGACCAGAUCCAAAGGCCCACGUCCAGAAUCAUAUAAAGAAGACUAUGAGUUGGCUGAGCAUUUUCCCGAGCAGUGGCAGCGGGACGUAUUUUACAACCAAAUCAAAACAGCCGCCGAAACCGGCUGGGAUUUCUCCUCGCGGCAUAUUAACAAAGAUGGGACGAACGAAGGGAACUUGACGAAUACCCUGACCGAGUCCAUCGUCCAAGUGGAUCUGAACGCGCUUCUGGAGCAGAAUGCCCGCAUCUUGAGCAGGUGGUGCGCCAUUCUUGGUAAACCCAACAAAAGCGCACAUUACAAAGAACAUGCAGACGACUUAUUGAAAGCUAUCACCGCGAUUCUCUGGAACGAGGAAGAGGGAAUUUGGUUCGAUUACGACCUUCUGAACAAGAAACAGCGAAAAUACUUCUACGCGUCAAACUUUGCACCUCUGUGGACCAAAAGCUACCGGAGGAACCGUGUGGAAGUGGGUGACCUGGCUGUCCAGUACCUGUCUCGAAACGGGCUCAUCGAUCCGUUCUGGGUGCCGCAAUUCUGGGGGAUGCCCAUGUCUCUAUUGAACACGACGCAGCAAUGGGACUAUCCGAACAUGUGGGCUCCUCUUCAAUCCUUCUUCAUUUUUGGACUGGACCAAACUGGUAGCGCGAUGGCACAAAGAGUCGCCCAAAGAUUUGCAGCAAAAUACGCGCAAACAAAUUUUGUUGGCUAUAAGAAGACAGGAAAAAUGUUCGAAAAAUAUAGCGCAAUUCACGAAGGUGAGAGCGGCAAUGGUGGCGAGUAUGAAGUUCAGGAAGGUUUCGGCUGGAGCAAUGGGGUCAUUUUCCAGAUUCUCGAGAAGUACGGUCAGGUUCUGAUGAGUCCAAAUAAUGAAAUUGACGGAAGUUAAAACUAAACAAGAUGUGGCUUUUGUGCGAUUGGCUUUCUCAGAAGAUUUCAUUGAGCAUUAAAUUAAAUGCUACGACUGCAUUGAGGUGUACUUUGAGAAGAAAAAUGAGAGAAUAAAAAAUCUACGACUUCUCUCA
This is a messenger RNA of Bemisia tabaci, 2019 nucleotides long. The record is from RefSeq and is a predicted model, not a curated record. NCBI's taxonomy places the organism in Eukaryota, Metazoa, Arthropoda, Insecta, Hemiptera, Aleyrodidae.